Messenger RNA from Eurytemora carolleeae, 6051 nucleotides. RefSeq lists its product as uncharacterized. NCBI's taxonomy places the organism in Eukaryota, Metazoa, Arthropoda, Copepoda, Calanoida, Temoridae. Gene Ontology annotation, biological process: regulation of telomere maintenance. The record is from RefSeq and is a predicted model, not a curated record. The transcript has 26 exons. The coding region runs from base 114 to 5516 and encodes 1800 amino acids. Gene Ontology annotation, cellular component: nucleus.
GAUUUAAGUGAUAAAUAUUCUGUGAUAAUCUCAUUUAAUCUUAUAAAUUGCAUAUAUUCAUAUUUUAUAUUUUCCACCUAUUUAUUUUAUAUUUACCGACUUUCCAGACAGAAAUGUGGAAUGGGGGAGGAGGGAAUUGGAAUCCAGGAUUUCCUGGUAAUAUUCCAAACCUCAUGGGAAACAUGUUCAACCAGUUUCAGGGAAACCUCAACAACUUUCAACAAACUCAGCAGGGCUUUGCGAACCAUCAGCAGUUUAAUCAAUGGCAAACCGGAAACAAUUUGUUUCAACAAAGAUUUGGAGGUCCCAGACCUCCACUGUUGAACAGCACAGCUCCUCCAUUACCUUCUUCAAGACCAGGUCCACCCUUACCAAAAGGAUCGAACCCUCCUCUACCCAAAGGUGGGAAUCCUCCAUUGCCAAGGGCUGGAAAUCCUCCUCUACCCAAAGGAGUAAACCCUCCUCUUCCAAGAACACCGAACCCCCUUCCACCCAGUGCAUCUAACCCCCCUCUGCCUGGACAGAAACCACCACCUCCACCACCUAGCGAACCUAAACCCCCGCCACCCGCCGCUACUCAACCUCCUUUGUCAGGGAUGAGUAAUCCUCCUACUCCUAUUGGAACUCCUAGUUACAGUAAACCUCCUGUUUUAACGGAGACUAAACCCCCUCCUCCCCCUCCACCCUCAUCUGGAAACACAGGGAAUGCCAAAACUACCAAUGCCACGGAAAAUCGGCCGAAAGGUUUGAUGGAAAUACUUGUGGCACCUCCCCCACCCCCUCCACCUAACCAGGAGAAGAACAGUAGCUCUAACCAGAAUCAAGGAGGCAAAGAUGGAGGAUGGCAAAAAACAAAUCGUUGGGAUAAGCCAGCUGUAGAACAAGACAGUUUUAAAAACGAGUUUAACCAAUCAAAUCCACUGGGAGCAGGUCAAUGGCAAAACAGUCCUAUCAACGAGUUCAACCAAUCAAAUCCACCGGGAGCAGGUCAUUGGCAAAACAGUCCUAUCGGAAGGGGAAGAGGAAGAGGUAAUGGGAAUCUUGUGGGUGGAAGGGAUGAAUCUGCAUCUGCGAGAGGACGAGGAACUCCUUUCUUUGCUAGAGGUAGAAAUGACGCCUCCUUCAUGACUGGAGGGGGGGAUGCUCAUAAUUCAAUGGAAAAAGAAAGUUCAUUUCGUGGGGGAAGAGGUGAACCUCUGAUAAAUAGAGGAAGGGGAGGGGGAAGUAUUCCAUUUGGAAGAGGUAGAGGAAUUGCGCAAAAGUCUAUGGAAAGAGAUACUUCAUUUGAAAGAGAUGAUUCGUCAUUGAAGAAGGGUGAAGCUCCGGGUGCAAUAGGUAUAGGAAAGGCGCCAAAUUCGUUUGAAAGAAACUCUGUUUCCAGUAGAGGUAGAGGUGAAGUUCCAUUUGCAAGAGGACGAGGUAACGCUUCAAAUUCAAUGGAAAGAAAUAGUUCAGUCAAUAGAGGAAAAGGAGAGUCUUCGUUUGACAGGGGAAGAGAGGAAAUUCCAUUCGCAAGAGGAAGAGGAAAUCCGUCAAAUUAUAUGGAUCGGAACACUUCCUUCAGCAGAGGAAGAGGUGAAUCCUUUUCACGUGGGGGAAACUUUCAGAAUAAAGAUUUAAGUCAAGAGGGAAAUUUUGAUAUUAAUUUCCAGCAGGAGAAAUCAAAUGAAGAAUUUUAUAAUGAUGAAUUCAAUGAUGAUGAAGCAUUCAACGAUAGAUUUAACAGGAAUUACGAUGAUGAAGAAAAUUACAAUGAAGGUGAAGAUUAUUAUGAAGGUGGUGAAAAUCAAGGAGAAUAUUAUGACGAAGGGAAUGAAGACUACAAUACCUAUGAAGAUUAUGAGAAUUAUAAUGAAGAAGAUGAAUGGGGAGAUGAAGGAUACCAUCAGGACGUAGAUUCUAGUUACAACGACCAACCUGCGGACUGGUUUAAAGGUCAGAAAAGAGGGGAUGGACAAGGUUCUCUGAAAAACAUUCAAAGCAGUAAUCUUGGUAACCCUGGGCGAGGAGCUCAAGGUCCAGGUCGAGGUGGUUCUAGAGGUGGUUUUCCAAACCGGAAUAACAAGGAUGGUGAAUCUAAGGAAGAUUUUGUUCCUAAAAAGUCUAAUAGUCUGUCAGAUAAAGAAUGGAUUUGCUCUAAGUGCUCAAGGAAAAACUUUUUAAGAAACGACUGCUGGAAAUGCAAAACUUUAAGAGACGGCUCCUUGCCUCCUGUCGAACAGCCAAAGGCUGCUUUGGAAGAUAAGCCAAAGGCUGCUAUGGAAGAUAAGUCAAAGGCUGCAAUGGCAGAUAAGUCAAAGGCUGCAAUGGCAGAUAAGUCGAGAAACAAGGCGUUAAAACCUGGAGAUUGGAUUUGUCCAAAAUGUGAAAAUCACAACUUUGCCAGUCGAAAAGAGUGCUACAAGUGCAAAGAGAAGAAGUCUUUGUACCCCCCGGAGGCUGAGCAAGGAUGGGAUUGUUUUAAAUGUAGUAUGUACAAUGCACCUGGUCGGAAGAACUGUUCUAGGUGCCAAGCAUUGGCAAAAGUCAAAGGAGGAUGGGACUGCACAAGAUGCAAAAGUUACAAUUUUCCCAGUCGGAUCAACUGUAAGAAGUGCGGGAAGGCUCUGGAACCCUCUACGAACCCUGUCCAACCCGUCCUAAACGAUAACGACUCUAAGCGGCUGAAAGCUAUGGAGGAUAAGUAUAUCCAGGAGUCUGAUAACAAUAUGAAGUACUGGCUUGGAGGAAAGAAAACCAAUCUUUCUUCGGAUCAAAUCCCAGGAUUGGAAGAGGAAACAGAUCAUCCAGCUCCGGGAUCUUCAAAAGAUUCGAUUCAAAAAGGAGACACUGACAGUAAAAGCUUAGAAGUGUCUAAAAACAAAGAGAACAACGAGCUGAAAGCAUUUGACGAUAUGUUCUCGAAGUGGGAGGUUUCAUAUAAUAUUUGGAAAAGCCAAAAUAUCUCUAACCCGGACAGAAAAUAUGUUGACGACUACCAAAGGGUGAUGGAGGGAAUGCGAUGUAAGCUGUUGGAGAAGAGGAACAGCCUCGAGGUUGCCCACGCCAAGAGGAAGAAGAUGCUGGAGGCCUGGAACGAGGACAGUACACCAAAGAAAGUUGAGCCUGUAACAUUCCAGUCUGCUCCCCUGAACACCAGCAAGGAUGAUGCUGCUGAGAUUGCCAAGAAGAUUCUAAAUAACUCGGAGGAUUCGGACGAGGAAACUGCAGUUGAGAAUAAUAAACGACAGCAACAGCAACAACCAGACUAUUCUAGGGUGAAAAGAAGCAGAUGGGGAGAAUCUGAAAAUAAGAAUAUGCCAGGAAUCGGUGAAAUGAUGGACUUGGAUGAAGACAUGGAAGGGAAUACGAGAAAUCUAAUGAACAUGAGGGGCAAUAUGAACAACAUGAACAACAUGGGCAGUAUACAUAACAUGGACAAGAUAGGCAACAUGGGCAACAUGAACAACAUGGGCAACAUGGGCAACAUGAGCAACAUGAGCAACAUGGGCAACAUGGGCAACAUGGGCAACAUGGGCAACAUGGGCAACAUGGGCAACAUGAACAUGAGAGGAAACCUGAACAACAUGGAAACUUCGAAUUUGGGAAAUAUGGGUAACAUGGGAAAUAUGAGAGGUAUGGGCAUGAACAACAUGAACGAGAGUAGAAAUAUGAACAACACGGGUGGUAUGGCUAUGAACAACAUGAACAAUGCCUCUACUGCUAACUCUCUGCUUGCCCUUAGACGAAGGUUAACUGAGAAUGCACCAAGUCUGAUGGAGGGCCUAGGAGAGAUCGAACGAAUGGAUAAUUUACGAAAGUCUAGUUGGAUACGGCAGGGUCCAGGAUUAUCAGACAUUUUAAACUCCGAGGACAUGUUUGACAGUCCUGUUCCUGGUCGACCCAACCAAUACAAUCAGGACUCAAACAUUCGUGAAGAAGAUUUGUUUCAACGUAACUCGAGAAUAAGAGAUGAUGUGGGUUCCAGGGGAUCUAGUUAUAACUAUUCUUGGAACCCAACUGCAGUCAAGGAUUAUGCUUCAGAUGUUCCCGCUCCUCCCCCUAGUCUUAGGAAGGAAGAUUUUAAAUCUUUGGAGUUUAAACCUCAGACCUUUGACUGGGGGCAUAGGGAUGAACCUAAAGCUUGUUUUGAGUCCUCCAGUUCAGGCCGAGGGUCUCAAUACCAUGAACAAGAUUAUCAACAAGGAUAUGAAGGAGGUGGAUAUGGAACCGGAAACUCUGAAUACGGAACUGGGUACGAUACUGACUAUCCACCCGGUAAUAGAUACUCAGAAAGUGGAGCUGGAUAUCCAGCUGGUGGACCUGGAUAUUCAGAUAAUGGUCCCGGAUAUCCAAGCAGAGGCCCUGGUUAUUCCGAAAGCGGCCGUGGAUUUUCAUCCACAGGUGCUGGGUAUCCGGAUGCCGGACCUGGAUAUCCUUCUCGAGGAGGUGGAUAUCCUCCUAAUGGUCCCGGAUACAGAGGACCUGGUUCGAGUAUCAGCAACUAUUCAAAUGAAUGGGAAGCUCCGCCCCCAGCACCUGCUCCAGCUCCUCCUGCCGGCAAAAAGGUCCAUCUUGAUGACCUUGUAUCCCCCCCGGGUCGAUAUACCCGGCCCCCUAGGCUGGUCAUCAUACUCAGAGGACUACCUGGAGCUGGAAAAAGUCACGUGGCCAAGUUAGUUAAGGAUAAGGAAACGGAGGAAGGAGCUGACCCACCUCGUGUUAUGGCUCUGGAUGAUUACUUUAUGUCAGAUGGACAGUAUGAGUAUGACGAAGAUCUAGAGGACUCCUACAGGGAUUGUUUAGUUAAAAGCUUCAAGAAGAAUAUUGACGGUGGAUACUUCUCAUUCCUGAUAGUUGAUUGCAUCAAUCAUAAAGUUGAUCAUUUCAAGAAUAUGUGGAGUCAUGCCAAACAGAACGGAUUCGAGGUUUAUAUUUGUGAAGUAGAGGCCGACCUGGAGAAAUGUUUAGCAAACAAUAUACAUAAACGCACAGAAGAGGAGAUUAAACAGCUGAAGAAGACUUGGGAGAAAACUCCUUCUCAUAUGAACACUCUGGAUAUAAGUUCUGUACUGCAGGACGACGCUAUCGACAGUAUUGAGAUGGUUGAAGAAGUUCAGACCGUUGAUGUUAAAGAAGAAGUUGUAAAGAAUGAUGAUGAGGAAGAGGAGGAGGACACAGAAGAAACUAGUUUUCUAAAGACUAGUAAAUGGGAAAUAAUGGAUAGAGAAGAUAAACUCGCUCGGCUGGAUGGAACUGGAGAAAAGGUGAAGAAACGUCUAGAUCAGCAGCAUACAAGUAUAGAGGACUGGUUGGAGAUUGGAGACAACUAUUCUAAGAAAGACGACGGAAAGAAGAGGGUGAGGUGGGCGGAUUUGGAAAUGAGAAAGGAGCAAGCCAAGGUGAAAGAAUUUGGAUUUGUGCUUGGACGCAAGAUGUACGCAAACAAUGCUGAGGCGGAUGCAGAAGCUGCAAGCUUACUCACUAAUACAAAAAUUAUUCCAAACCGAUUUCAAUCGGAGUUCCACAAUCCAUGAUCAUUCAAUCAAUUGGAACUGUUCGAGAACCUAACUACAACUAUUUGACCCCUUAUAACUCAGCAUGAAAGAUUAUUUUCUCACAUUUAAACUAUAUUUUAACAAUCUGUUUUUAAAUGAGAACUGUAUAAAAUAUUAAUCUCAUAAGUCAAAUAAUGGUAUGAUGGAAAUCUUUUAGACAAUAAGAUUUUUUAAAAGUAUUAUGCCAAGUAAGAUCUAAGCAAGAUUGCUUUUUUAAUCUGUGGAGUUUGUAAUUUGUGAAUUUUAAUUAACGUAAAAAUUAGGUCAUAGGCUUUUUACAUUAUGCUUUAUCCAGACCAAAACUUUAAAUGAGUAUUGGUUGGAUACACCUUAAAAGUUUUUAUUCAAUGCUGCUUAAGAUUUACAGUCAAUUUAGAAUAAUUCAUUCAGUUCGAAAUCUCCUUAACUUGACCCUGUGCAUUUUUUACGUAUGUGUUGAAGAUGUGCAUAUACCCUAUUUGGAAUUAUAGUUUUUUAAUGUUGUCGUACAAAUAAAAAAUAAUUUUGUAAGCUA